Molecule: messenger RNA, 539 nt
Organism: Erinaceus europaeus (western European hedgehog)
Lineage: Eukaryota; Metazoa; Chordata; Mammalia; Eulipotyphla; Erinaceidae
Gene: PYURF
Product: PIGY upstream open reading frame
Exons: 2
Coding region: 16-468 (150 amino acids)
Source: RefSeq, a predicted model, not a curated record
CAGUGGGCUCGGGGCAUGUCAGGAGCGCCCUCGGAAUCGAAGCGCGGAGGCCGGGGCAGCCGGGGGGACGACGUUUCUGCGCGCGGGGGCGGGGCCUGCGGGGCGGGGUGGAGCUGCGGGCGGAGUGCGGCCAUGCUGGGUGUGCGCGGCGGGCUGGCGGCGGCGCUGUGGCUCAGACGCGCGCGGGCGCCCUUGGGUGCUACUCGCUGCCUGCACUCGGCGGGGGCGCGGCGGGCGGCCGGCGAAAGCGAGACUGCGGCGCCUGUCGGCCUGGACCCGGUGUUGCUGGACUUCCUGGUGUGCCCGCUCUCCAAGAAGCCGCUCAGAUAUGAAGCAUCGACAAACGAAUUGAUUAAUGAGGAGUUGGGGAUUGCCUAUCCCAUCAUUGAUGGGAUUCCUAAUAUGAUCCCGCAGACCGCGAGGAUGCUAAAGCAAGAUAAGAAGCAAGAACAAAGAGAGGAGCACUAGAGCUUAAUCAGAGACAGCAAUAACUCAAAUUUUAGUCCCUUGUAUUGAAUAAAGCAUCGGGGUGGCAGGUA